Gongylonema pulchrum is the source of this 492-nucleotide messenger RNA. The record is from the annotation of a GenBank genome assembly. Lineage: Eukaryota; Metazoa; Nematoda; Chromadorea; Rhabditida; Gongylonematidae.
GUAAUUCGAAUUGAACGCGACGAAAUACCGGAGGAGUACAGGACAGUGGGUAUUUCGCAUAAUGUUGUUAAUCGAAUUUUGAAUUUGAAUCAAGCAGCAGCAGAAACAAUGGUCGAUGAAAGUUUCGCUGAUUUGAAAAGGCAAUUGGCGCAUGAACGUGAAGAAAAUUUCAAUUUACGUGAACAGAUAAGGCAACUAUCGGAUGCAAACAUAGCUUUACAAAAAGCUGCUUCUGACAGUGUUUCGUCAAUACAGCUGGAGGAACGGCAACGUACACUUGAGGAAACCUUGGCAUUUGUUGAGAAGCAAUAUCUUCUACAUUAUCCAGAGAAUGAUUGCAAAAGGAGUGAAGAGGAUAUAAUGGAAUGCCUCAAGAAAAAUAGAAAUAAGCUGUUGAAUUGCGCAUCGUUCGGAGAGGAUUUGAAGAAAUGUGCGAGUAAUUUUCGGGAACGUGUUUUGAAAGAAGUACCACAAGAAGUACCGCAAUCAUGA